Messenger RNA from Striga asiatica, 2726 nucleotides. NCBI's taxonomy places the organism in Eukaryota, Viridiplantae, Streptophyta, Magnoliopsida, Lamiales, Orobanchaceae. The record is from the annotation of a GenBank genome assembly.
GCCGAAAGCAAAAUGCACAUUAGUCUGUAGGAAAAAAGAGCAGCAAAAUACAAACAAAGCGCUAACGUGAUUAACGCGCCUUUUUAUGAAACAGUCCCAACUCCCAAGUACCAACUCCCACAAAAUGAUUACCCAUUUCUCGCUCGAUUUUUAUACUUUUGCACUCACUAAUCCUCUCUCAAAAAAUUCUUUAAAUCCAAUACCAUUUCCUCAGAUCUCGUCCGAUCGAUAGGAGCUGAAUUUCAGAUCGACUCUUCUCGUUCAAGUGUUCCGCAAUUGUGGGGAAUCACCCCAACCAUGUGGAGAUUCAAACCAUUUGCGCAUAAAGAACAAACUGGUCUUGAAGGCCGCGUCAUUGACAUUGGCAAUUUUAAUGUUCAGGUUCGAAAUCCCAUUGCAGAGGGUGGAUUCUCAUGCGUUUACUUAGCUCGAGACGCUUUACAUGGUUCCAAGCAGUAUGCAUUAAAGCACAUCAUAUGUAGUGAUGAAGAGUCGCAAGAAUUAGUGAUUAAGGAGAUUUCAGUAAUGAAAUCUCUCAAAGGGCAUCCUAAUAUUGUCACACUGCAUGCCCAUGCUAUCUUUGAUAUGGGUCGCACUACAGAGGCUCUCCUACUCAUGGAAUACUGUGAGAAGUCCCUGGUAAAUGUUCUGGAUAGCAGAGGAGGAGCCGGAUUCUUUGAGGAGAAGCAGGUCCUAGCAAUUUUCAGAGAUAUAUGCAAUGCUGUCUUUGCAAUGCACUGCCAGAAACCGCCUAUUGCUCAUAGAGAUUUGAAGGCUGAGAAUCUUUUGCUGGGGUCUGAUGGCUCGUGGAAGUUGUGUGAUUUCGGCAGCACUUCUACUAACCAUAAACGCUUUGAGAAACCUGAAGAAAUGGGAAUUGAGGAAGACAACAUAAGGAAACACACGACACCUGCAUAUAGAGCUCCUGAGAUGUGGGAUCUGUUCCGAAGAGAUCUUAUAAACGAGAAGGUAGAUAUAUGGGCGAUUGGGUGUCUCUUAUUCCGCAUAUGUUAUUUGAAGUCUGCAUUCGAUGGUGAGUCAAAGCUCCAAAUACUAAACGGGAACUAUCGAAUACCAGAUUUACCCAAAUACAAUAAAUUGCUGACGGAUCUCAUCCAGGAUAUGCUUCAUUCGUCCCCUGAUGACAGACCAGAUAUCACGCAGGCAAGCAUUUUGCUUGAUUGGCCAUUCAUCUCGAUGAAUUUAGGCACGCCAAAGCCUUCAAACAAGCCUAGUCCAAUGCCUCGUAGGAAUCCCCCUUCUCCACCCUCAUCCGAAGCACCCCGAAACGUGUCAUCAGCUUCGAGUAAUUUAAGAGGAAGUAAUAACCCUGGUCCUCUUGGUGCUUUUUGGACCACUCAGCAUGCAAAAAUUUCAGAAACCAGGGAGGAAAAAACCCUGCCAAAAUAUGGAGACUUGACCAAUCAGAAAUCAUCUGCAAACGAGAUGACCUGUCUCAAUCGGCAUACAGGUUCUCAGAUGACUAUCCAAAAGGAGCAGAAUUUUCAAUCUCAUGUUCAGAAGAACGCGCAAGGCAGACCGGUCAGCAGGCUGAGUGGUGGCCUAACAAACAACUCAAAUCUCUUUCCGGACAAUGCUAAUAAUACCGAAAGAUCAAAACAACCCAAACAAGACGCCACCCCAGCCGUUCAACAAAAUGAUGCGUAUAAUGCUUUUAUUUCUGUAUUCAGUUCAACUACUGAACAGAAUCCCGUAGACAACUGUCCGAAACUGGACAAGGAAGAAACAUUGCAGGCUGAGGUGGAAAAGCUGAAGGACCAGCUUGUGCAUGUGAAUGUGGAGAAGGCCGAAGUAACCUCCAAAUAUGAAAAGCUUUCAGCAAUUUGUAGGUCACAAAGGCAAGAGAUACAAGACCUUAAGCUAGCUCUAGCGGCUAGAACUCCAUCACCAAGCAGGGAAUCUUAUUCUAGAAACCUGCCCUCUCCUGGAAGCAACCCGUCUUCUGGUGAAUCGAAUGUGAAGAUUGAAGGAACUGUUUGGGAACUCCAACAGGGCUUGUUUGGCCGUGGAGGGUCUCCAAGCCCGGAUUCUAAACAGUGGCAGACAUUUGCUGAUAAUCCCAAGCCACAAACUGUGGCAGCAGAAACUCCUCCAAAGUCAGUCAGAACCAAAAACAGUCAGCAGCAUAAAAAUCAAGUUGCCGAAGGUGCCACUUCUCUGGGAUUUGCUACCGACACUUUUAAGGUAGCACCUGCCGCUAGUUCUAAGAUAAACACUGGCGGGUUCAAUAAUUCUCAGGGUUUUGGUGGUGAAUCAAAGAGCACCGAGAGUAAGUUUGAGGCCCAGCCUGCAGGAUGGGCUGGUUUUUAAAGUUCAUCAUAAAAAUGGAAGAAGAGCCCGUUGAGAAAGUGUACGUGGCAGGAACAUAGAAACAAUAUGUUUGUUUUGUUGAGUUUGUUGUGUAUUAUAUAUUUACAAAACGUGGUCGAAACAGUUUUAGUAUGUGAGUUCAGACAGGGAUCGGUUUUGGAUGGGGAAAUUGAUGGUUUUAUGUAGAUUUUUUGAGGCACUGACUUGGUUAUGAGUUGACAUUUUUGUAUGCUACCUCUGAUUAAUCGAGGCCUUGUGAGGUUAUAAACUGGAAACAAAUGGAUAUGUGGACGUGUUUACUAUUGUGCUGUGUUGGGGAUGAUGCGGAUCUUGAUUGUGGGAGGAUGAAAAAAGAGAAAAACAAAUCAGUAUGAUGAUGACGUCUUUUCUAAUCU